Beauveria bassiana ARSEF 2860 is the source of this 1203-nucleotide messenger RNA. Its product is annotated as formamidopyrimidine-DNA glycosylase. The record is from RefSeq and is a predicted model, not a curated record. Bases 1 to 1203 code for a protein of 400 amino acids. Gene Ontology annotation, molecular function: damaged DNA binding; DNA-(apurinic or apyrimidinic site) endonuclease activity; zinc ion binding. Gene Ontology annotation, cellular component: nucleus. NCBI's taxonomy places the organism in Eukaryota, Fungi, Ascomycota, Sordariomycetes, Hypocreales, Cordycipitaceae. Gene Ontology annotation, biological process: base-excision repair. The transcript has 5 exons.
AUGCCUGAGAUCGCUGAGAUCGCACGAGCAGUCCAUUUCUUGCGCAUUCACCUCGUUGGUAAGCGCAUUGCUUCCGCCGAGGCCAUUGACGAUGCCAAUGUGUUUGGCAAAGUCGGCACCACAGGUGCUGCGGUAGCGGCCGCACUUACAGGCAAGAAAGUCGUGUCCGCCGGCACGCAAGGCAAAUACUUUUGGAUAACGCUAGAGCAGCCUCCGCAUUUGGUGAUGCAUUUCGGCAUGACUGGUUGGAUUCACGUCAAAAAUGACAAGACAGCAUACACCAACUACUUCAAAAAGAUGGAAGAUAGCGAGUACACUGUUUGGCCUCCAAAGUUCUGGAAGUUUCACAUCACAACAGACGAAAAGCUUCCUGUAGAGAUUGCGUUUACAGACCCUCGUCGGUUUGGACGAGUCAGAUUGCUGAAUUGCCCAGGAGUCGACAUUCGAAAACACUCACCGCUUGUUGAGAACGGGCCCGACCCCGUUGUGGACAAGGAUCGUUUCACAGAGGAGUAUUUGCGUGGUAAAAUGACCUCGCGCCAUGUUCCCAUCAAGGCACUACUCCUCGACCAGAGCAUGAUCAGUGGCAUCGGCAACUGGGUUGCUGACGAGACCCUGUACCACGCCAGAGUGCAUCCUGAGCAGUACUGCGACGAUUUCAGUGAUAGUGAGAUCAAGAAGAUCUACGAAUCAAUCUGCUACGUCUGCAAUUUGGCCGUGGAGAAGCUCGGCGAUUCCGAUGAGUUCCCAGAGCACUGGCUGUUCAACCACCGCUGGGGCAAGGGCAGCAAGGGCUCAUCAUCCAAACUCCCCAACGGUGAGAAGCUAUCAUUUAUCACAGUUGGCGGCCGUACCAGCUGCUUCGCGCCGGCAAUUCAGAAGAAGACGGGCCGAGUGGCAGGCAACGCCAAAACGGAGCCUCUUGUCAAAGAAGAGACCGUUGAAGAAAAAGCGCCGCCGGCAAAGGGUCGAAAGUUGGCAGGCACGCUCGCCACGGCAGAAGCCAACGGGGAAAAGACGCCGGUAGUAAAAGCCCGCAAAUCAAUGGGCAAAGCUGUUAAAUUAGAGGAGAAGGAGGAUACACCAGCGAAGGGCAAGCGGCCGCACGCCGCAAGCAGCAAGACUAGCAAAAACAAAAAGACAAAGGUUGAAGCGGAUGAUGAUGGUGGCGGCAGACGUCGGUCGGCGAGGCUCAGAAAUUAA